Messenger RNA from Sesamum indicum (sesame), 2356 nucleotides. Its product is annotated as protein SIEVE ELEMENT OCCLUSION B. The record is from RefSeq and is a predicted model, not a curated record. Lineage: Eukaryota; Viridiplantae; Streptophyta; Magnoliopsida; Lamiales; Pedaliaceae. Gene Ontology annotation, biological process: phloem development.
UAUUCCAUCUUAGCAACGACUCUCAUUAUAUAGCUGUGGACGAUCCACAAGCAAUCAACAACACUGGAAAACAGCCCUCGAUCUGCCCAAAUUAACACAAAUACAUACAACAGCCGCGCGCAAGCUAACUCUUCUUAAUGGCUGAGGCAGUUAUCAGAAAGAUUGAAGCCACUCAUGGCAUGGAUAACUUUUUGUUCUCCACAGGGCCUCUUCUCUCAGUCAUUCAAGCUAUCUUGAGCCUUUCGGCCGACCACCACAGAGAUGCUCAGGGAAUUGAGGACGUUCGAGUUACAUCUGUGGUAGAUGUAAAUUUUGACAAUGACAGCAUGCAGAAAAGGUUGGUGCUUAAGAUAAACGCCAUUUCUUGGGAGAUAUUGGGCAACUGUUCGGGCGGUGAAAAUAUGCACGAGACGGUGUUGGCCAUUUUUAAUGCGCUCUCGCCGUUCUUCUGGGCAGGAAAGGGCGUGAUAGCCCUGGCGGCGUUUGCUGUGAAUUAUGGAGAGUUCUGGCUCGUGGAGCAGCUUCGUUCCAGCAAUAAUCCGGUAGCGCAAUCACUUGCAUCUCUUGAGCCACUGCCAAGAGACGAGCAGCUAACGAUGUUCCGAGACAUGUCUCGAUUGUUCCAGGCGAUUCUGAAGCUGGCAAAGUGCAUAUGCGAGUCCUACAACUUGCCAUCAGACAGGUAUUUUAGGCCCGACGAGCCCAUGUACAUCAGGUUGAUGGCUCAGAUCCCUGAGUAUACCUACUGGAUCAUCAGGACCAUUGUGAUUUGUCAAUCAAACCUCAAUGCGUAUGGAUACACAACAUCCAGCAAUAUUGAAGCAUCAAAUUUCUCUAUGCUUGUUGAGAAGGUGAACGAACUUUAUUCCGCCAUGCGAAGCCAAUUGGAUUUAUGUUACCGGACAGCUGAGAAAAAUAGGAUAGAUGAGGUUUCUCACAAGUUAAAAAGGCUGACAGAAUCAACCAGUCACAAAGACAAUGUGAUUGUUCUCAAGGCAUUGAUUUCUGAAGACGAGGAUAAGCCACUGUAUGAUGGUUGCACCCAAAGCUUGGUAUCCAUCGAGUCGUUGGGAAAAAAAACAGUGCUACUAUACCUAUCAGAACUCAAGCACAUGUACAAGUCUCCUGCACUUUCAGUUAUAUCGGAGAUGUACCUUGCAACGGAGAAGAAGCCCGAGAACUACGAAAUAUUGUGGGUUCCGAUGGUCGAAAGAUCGUCUGUAACCGAAAAGGAAACGUCGAUGUUCAACGAUCUUCGGAACAAGAUAAAAUGGUUGUGUAUUCGCGACCUUUCGUUGCUUGAUCCCGCAAUCUUGGAGUUCAUAAAAGUUGAAUGGGAAUUCAAGAGGCACUUAUCAAUGAUUAAGGUGCUUGAUAAAGAAGGAAGACUCGUGAGGAACCAUGAUGCAGUGCAUAUGUUUUUCAUCUGGGGGACUUCAGCUGAUCCCUUUACUGCGAAAAGAGAAGCUGAGCUCUGGGCAAACGAAACUUGGGGAGUUGAAUUGCUGUUGAACUACGUUGUACCUUCAGCCAUUGACUGGGUUAAGGAAGGGAAACAUAUAUGCUUGUAUGGAGGCACGGAUAUUGAGUGGAUCCGGCAAUUCACAAGCACACUUUUAGGCGUAUCACAACAUGCCCAAAUCCAACUGAAGAUGAUUCACAUGGACCAGAGAGUCAAGAUGAACAACACUAUUGCAACUAGCGAUGAUGUAACGUUAGACCUUAAGCAGACUAUGGCAUUCUGGGCUAGGCUGCACAGCAUCUGGCAGUCCCGAGUGCAAAGUGGAAUGUUCCCAGAGAGCGAUGAGAUCAUACGCAACGUCUUCAAGAUGUUUAGCUUAAACCAGAGUGGGAGGGGAUGGGCAAUAGUAAGCAGUGGCGCAAAGGAAAUGGCUAUUGGAAUGGGGGACACAGUGUUGAAAGCUUUGUUAGAGUAUGAUAAGUGGAAGGAGUCUGUGGUGAGUAGAGGCUUUGUUCCAGCCCUGCGAGAGUAUAUGACUCAUGUCGGCACUAGUAUAUAUUGCAACACCUUUGCGGUGUCGAAGACUUCGAGAGGACUUCCGGAGAAGAUGAUUUGCUUCGAAUGCAGAGGUCAGAUGAAGAUGUCGACUAGAUUCGUUUGUUUCGGGGAUUAGGGGGUGGUAGUAGCUAGACAUACUUGAGCGACGUGGUUUGGCUAAUGUAGUUCAAGUAGUUGUGAGUACAGCAGUAUUCAAUAAUCUUUGGUAUUUGGGUAUGUGGCUUGGAGUGCCUAAUUUAUUGACGUUUCAUUUGGGAAGACAUUUGUACAUGUAUUGUGUGUUUGUGAUGUAGAUGAUAAAUUGGAAAUGAAGAUACAAACCGAGUGGUUUCAUAA